AAUAUUCAAAUUAGAAGAUAUUUAAAGCCGCGCGCGCCCGGCGUAGAUCCCUGCCCCGCGCCGUCCGGCCCCCUUCAUUGAGUUCUUCAGUCGUAGCGGAAGCGCCGCCAGCAUGUCUGAAAAACUGCCCUACAAAGUCGCGGACAUUGGACUGGCUGCCUGGGGACGAAAGGCCCUGGACAUAGCCGAGAACGAGAUGCCCGGUUUGAUGCGCAUGCGGGAGAUGUACUCGGCGUCCAAGCCACUGAAGGGUGCCCGCAUCGCUGGCUGCCUGCACAUGACUGUGGAGACUGCAGUCCUCAUCGAGACUCUCGUGGCCCUGGGUGCUGAGGUGCGGUGGUCCAGCUGCAACAUCUUUUCCACUCAGGACCAUGCAGCAGCUGCCAUUGCCAAGGCCGGCAUUCCAGUGUUUGCCUGGAAGGGUGAGACAGAUGAAGAGUACCUGUGGUGCAUUGAGCAGACGCUGCACUUCAAAGAUGGCCCCCUCAACAUGAUUCUGGACGAUGGAGGCGACCUCACCAACCUCAUCCACACCAAAUACCCACAGCUUCUAUCAGGCAUCCGAGGCAUCUCUGAGGAGACCACGACUGGGGUCCACAACCUCUACAAGAUGAUGGCCAAUGGGAUACUGAAGGUGCCUGCCAUCAAUGUCAAUGAUUCUGUCACCAAGAGCAAGUUUGACAACCUCUAUGGCUGCCGGGAGUCCCUCAUAGAUGGCAUCAAACGGGCCACAGAUGUGAUGAUUGCGGGCAAGGUGGCAGUGGUAGCAGGCUAUGGUGACGUGGGCAAGGGCUGUGCCCAGGCCCUGAGGGGUUUUGGGGCCCGAGUCAUCAUCACCGAGAUUGACCCCAUCAAUGCACUGCAAGCUGCCAUGGAGGGCUAUGAGGUGACCACCAUGGACGAGGCCUGUAAGGAGGGCAACAUCUUUGUCACCACCACAGGCUGUGUUGACAUCAUCCUUGGCCGGCACUUUGAGCAGAUGAAGGAUGAUGCCAUUGUGUGUAACAUUGGACACUUCGAUGUGGAGAUCGAUGUGAAGUGGCUCAAUGAGAACGCUGUGGAGAAGGUGAACAUCAAGCCCCAGGUGGACCGCUAUCGGCUGAAGAAUGGGCGCCGAAUCAUCCUGCUGGCUGAAGGCCGACUGGUCAACCUGGGUUGUGCCAUGGGCCAUCCCAGCUUCGUGAUGAGCAACUCCUUCACAAACCAGGUGAUGGCACAGAUUGAGCUGUGGACCCACCCAGAUAAAUACCCCAUUGGGGUUCACUUCUUGCCUAAGAAGGUAAGCUCUUGACUUUACUUUGAGGCU
Molecule: messenger RNA, 1306 nt
Organism: Alexandromys fortis (reed vole)
Lineage: Eukaryota; Metazoa; Chordata; Mammalia; Rodentia; Cricetidae
Gene: Ahcy
Product: adenosylhomocysteinase
Exons: 9
Coding region: 113-1291 (392 amino acids)
Biological process (GO): L-methionine cycle
Cellular component (GO): cytosol
Molecular function (GO): adenosylhomocysteinase activity
Source: RefSeq, a predicted model, not a curated record